Letharia columbiana is the source of this 480-nucleotide messenger RNA. RefSeq lists its product as uncharacterized. NCBI's taxonomy places the organism in Eukaryota, Fungi, Ascomycota, Lecanoromycetes, Lecanorales, Parmeliaceae. The record is from RefSeq and is a predicted model, not a curated record. Bases 1 to 480 code for a protein of 159 amino acids. The transcript has a single exon.
AUGGCCCCUCUUAUUAGUCCAGCCAUCAGCAUUUUGGCUGUGCUAGCACUUACUGUCAUGCUGAGCGUCGCUUUGACAGCUCUCUUCCUUUGGACAUGGAACACGGGAGACCACGAUAAUAACGAAGCCGUCGCCGACGACGCAACGAACAUCGUCCGUGCGACUUUUGCGGCGCUGGCCAGAGAUCCAGGAGCGAAGUCUGCGUCUUUCCGCGUGGUGAAUGGCGUCGUGGUGCAUCGAGAUUCUACGGCUGGUGUUCCAAAUGGUGGAGACGGACCUGCGAAUGGGGUUCGGUCGGAAGAAGUGGGUUCAGGGAGCCAGGAUGAUUCGGGGACGCACGGACGAGAAAUGGAGUCUUGGCCGGAGCUUUUUCACGCUGGGGGCAAAGAUUCUACAAGCUCCAACUCCAGGAAGGGAAACGCGGUCGUCGAGGGGCUUGGCGGAUUCUGGGUAUCGGUUCGGAGCUUAGAGGGUCCGUAA